ACCCAUGACUCGAACGGCCGUCGAGCCCAAACCUAGCGAUCGCAGAGAGUUGCGCCCGGACCCCGGACCGCGCCGACCCGGCUCGCAAACUCCUCCACAACCCUCGUCGCCGCCGGCUGCUCCACCCCCGCCACCGCCAUGGGACGAUGGUGUCGCAGCUGGUGAAGCACGAGCGCAUCGAGACCACCGUUGCCAAGGCGAAGGAGGUUCGGCGGAAGGCGGAUCAGAUGGUGCAGCUAGGGAAGGAGGGUACUCAGCAUGCAGCAAGACGUGCUGCUGCCUUUGUUCGGGGUGAUGAUGUCGUUCAUAAGCUAUUUACUGAGCUGGCCUUUCGCUACAGAGAUCGAGCUGGGGGCUACACAAGAAUGUUAAGAACCAGGAUACGUGUUGGUGAUGCUGCUCCAAUGGCAUACAUCGAGUUCGUGGAUAGGGAGAAUGAGCUUCGAGAGGCCAAACCUGCAACGCCGCCGCCUCCUCAACGAGUCCCUCUUGAUCCAUGGGCCAAGUCACGUGCUAGCCAACAGUGGGCAGGACCUAAAAUCACCAAGAGCUCGGAAACGGACGGCUUAUGAGCUAGUAUACCUAUGUUCCAUAGAAAGUUUCAGUUAUUUUGCUUAAGAGAUUUUUUUAUCUAGAGAUAUCUGCCGAUAGAAUAAUUCAAACUUUAUUGUCAUUUUGUAUGCUUCUAAUUCACCGAGUGAAGAUUGCAAGGCUGUGUCCAAACAGGAGGAAGUUUGGAACGAGAGAGAUGUAUCUCUGCUUUGCUUAUUGGAGUUGUAACAGAUCCAACUACAUGAUCAAAUUCGUGUAUGCAUCAGUCUGCCAGUCCUGUGUGGCUGUGUCCGUGGAUCGUUAUGUCAGAUUAGUUUCUGA
Molecule: messenger RNA, 873 nt
Organism: Zea mays
Lineage: Eukaryota; Viridiplantae; Streptophyta; Magnoliopsida; Poales; Poaceae
Product: 50S ribosomal protein L17-like
Exons: 6
Coding region: 147-572 (141 amino acids)
Biological process (GO): translation
Cellular component (GO): cytosolic large ribosomal subunit; ribosome
Molecular function (GO): structural constituent of ribosome
Source: RefSeq, a predicted model, not a curated record